Molecule: messenger RNA, 5914 nt
Organism: Astyanax mexicanus (Mexican tetra)
Lineage: Eukaryota; Metazoa; Chordata; Actinopteri; Characiformes; Acestrorhamphidae
Gene: plppr4b
Product: phospholipid phosphatase-related protein type 4
Exons: 7
Coding region: 506-2761 (751 amino acids)
Biological process (GO): phospholipid metabolic process; axonogenesis; signal transduction
Molecular function (GO): phosphatidate phosphatase activity
Source: RefSeq, a predicted model, not a curated record
UAGACUCAUAGGCUAUACAUUAUUUAGCAAAUUCUCUUUAUUAUUAUGCAUGGCGUUUUAAUUUAUAAAGAAUUGACAUUAUAUUGCACAUUGCUGAAACAAGACGUGUAAAAGUUGCUGUUUUAAUGCUGCUGUUAUUAACACGGUGAGGUCAGGGGAACCGGGGGUCGGUGCGCUCGUGUGCGCUUGCGCAUCCGCACGCGCGAGCUGCUCCGUUUUCCCCCCUAAAUCAUUUUUUUCUCCGCCGGCAUUUUGGCGGCGAUAUUGUUUAAAUGCGAGCGUAGUGCGAGCUGUGCGGCGAUGCCGGAGCGAAUGAGUCGCUGAAGGUGGAGACUUUGUAGAGGAUGCUGUCGUUUAGGUCCCUCCAUUCAUCCUUAUGGAGCGAACGGGAGCUGCUGCCUUGAGUCUCGCGCUGCUGGUGAAGGCGCUCGCGGUGCAUUAAACGGCUACAACAAGUUAGCCGGGUUUAUUCUUAGACUGGGGUGAAGGAGGAAGACCUAGAGCCAUGUCUGCGCGAGAACGGCUGAAGGCGAGGAUGACUAAGGACAGCGUUACACUGCUGCCCUGCUUCUAUUUCGUGGAGCUUCCUAUCCUGGUGUCGUCUGUAGUGAGCCUUUACUUUCUGGAGUGGACGGAUAUUUUUAAACCGGUGCGCUGGGGAUUCGCCUGUCAUGACCGAAGUCUGAGUUUACCAUACAUCGAGCCCACGCAUGAGGUCAUUCCCUUCCUCAUGCUCCUCAGCCUGGCAUUCGCUGCACCUGCCAUCACGAUAAUGAUCGGAGAAGGCAUUCUGUUCUGCUGUCUGUCCAGAACCCAGAGCGGCCCUGGAGCUGAAGCAGACAUCAAUGCAGCCGGCUGCAACUUCAACUCAUACGUCCGCCGUGCCGUCAGGUUUGUGGGGGUUCAUGUGUUUGGCCUCUGUGCCACUGCUCUGAUAACAAACAUCAUCCAGCUGUCAACGGGUUACCCAGCACCCUACUUCCUCACGGUCUGCAAACCCAACUACACCCAUCUGAAUUCCUCCUGCACUGAGAACUCCUUCAUCCUGGAGGAUAUCUGCUCUGGGGCUGACACUGCCGUCAUCAACGCUGGGAGAAAAUCCUUCCCUUCCCAGCAUGCAACACUGGCCUCCUUUGCUGCAGUCUACAUCUCAAUGUAUUUCAACAGUACUCUGACAGACUCCUCUAAACUGCUGAAGCCUCUGCUAGUCUUCUCCUUCAUCAUCAGCGCCAUCAUAUGUGGCCUGACACGCAUCAUCCAGCACAAGAACCAUGCCAUGGAUGUCUACCUGGGAUUCCUCCUUGGAGGUGGCAUUGCUGUUUAUUUGGGUCUGUAUGCUGUGGGGAAUUUCCAGCCCAGUGAGGAGAAGCACACCAGUGAACCUCAGGUUCUGGUUCCUGUCCGGGCCCUGACGGAUCUGGGCCAGCGGGCUGGCCACCACCUGCCUGCAAAAAGCUGCAGCAGUAGCGACGGCCUCUCCUCGUCCCAUUCAGAGGGCAUCUUGCACCGCAACCCGCAGGCCCGACAGACCAACUCCCUCACCAACCUGAAGAGAUCCAGCGCAGACGUGGAAGUAAUCACCCCCCAGAUCCCUGUGGGCAGGGAGAGCAUGGUGACCUUCAGCAAUACUCUGCCCAGGAUGUACUCUCCGGCCCUGGAUGAUGUCCGCCGUGCCGCCACCAUCCACGCCACCAUGGACUCCAGCCGCUCCAAACAGCUACUGUCGCAGUGGAAGAGUAAGAAUGAAAACAGAAAACUCUCCCUACAGGCCACAGAAAACGGGCCAGGCCCGUCCCCCUCCAGCAGCAUGGAGACUCGCUCCAGCUCAGAGCCGUCUGCCGUCGGUAUCAACGAGGAACUCCAGGGUCCUGGAGCUCCAUGUUACAAACUGGCCACUGGAAGUACUACAUUACCUAGCAAUGCCAGCGGUAUUGCUGGAGGUGCUAGGAUAUCCCUUCAGUCCAGGCCAGGUUCUUCCCAGCUGGUGCACAUCCCAGAGGAGACCCAGGAGGGCAUCGGCACCUCACCGGGAGGCAACGUACGAGACAAGUGGCUGAAGAGCAUGGAGAAGAAUGCAGCGGCAGCACCUGUAAGGACUAACGUCAAUGGACAGCCACGAAUCAUGCAAGUCAUCGCCAUGUCCAAACAGCAGGGUCUGCUGCCCACAGGAUCACCCAGUUCUGAGAGCAGCCACACCAGCUCUACUGCUCCUCUGCAUCGAUACAAGAGCCUGACAGAGGAGUCUGCGUCAGGGGCUGCCAGUCAAGGCUCUACAGGGGCGAUAGUGAGAGUAGAGGCUCACCCAGAGAACGGGCGUCCAUUGGUGCAUGCCCAUUCCACCGAUGGCAGCAGCUCCUGGGCCUGGAAGUCUCAGAGCAGCUUCAGGCAGUCCUUUGAGCUUAAUGACCUAAACCGAGACUCUGAAAGCUCUGAGUCUUUUAGGGACGGCUUCAGUUCAACAGACAGAAAAAGAAGCAACUCAAGUGCUCCAAUCCCUGUCACAGUGCCAACGGUCCCCACCAUCUCCGCUGUUUCCACUGUACCCAACUCGGUAGGGGACCAGCACCCUCAUCAGGCCAUCUCCACCAUCCGGGUCACCCCCAUGGAGAGCACCGAGAGCGGCCCAGAGAGCCGGGACUCCACUCUGAACAGGAAAAGCAAAAGCAAUAUGAUCCUGAUCCCCGAAAGAGGGAACAGCCCCGACAACACCAGGAACAUUUUCUACAAGGGCACUUCCACCACCCCAGCUUUUAAAGAGUAGCCAGCCAUUAAAGGCCUUGUCACUGUUUAUUAAUGAAAAGUAAAAAAAAAAAAAAAAAAAAAAAAAAGAAAUGUGUGGUCUGGUCAUCAGGCCUCACAUUCAUCACACUGUGGUAUUUACUGUCUCUAUCCAGAACAGUUUGUUUUAUUGUUCUUUUUUGCACUCUAUUUUGAAUAGUCUACAUUUAUUUUGAUGACUCCAACCAUCUCAAACCAUGCAUGAGAUCACUGGUUUCACUGGAUUGUUAUGAAGUAGCCACAGUGACACAAAAGCAAGCACAAACCUAGAACUGUUUGGAGGCUAAUGGCCCUUCUGUAAACAAAGAGAUAUAUUGUAGCAUAUCAGACAAUUAUUCUAUGUGACACACUGUGAAAAAGAACUAGUGCCAAGUCUUUGAAACACUGUAAAGCAUCGCAUAUGUUUCACCUUUAUAAAAGUCAUUUUUCAUUGAUUAUACUAGCCCCUAUCUUUUGUAAUGUAAAUAUUCCCUGAAAAUUGGUGCUGCCCCAUCUAAACCACAAACCAUGUGAAAUGCUGUAUGUCAGUAAGAAAAAAAAGCAACCUUUCCAAGCUGGAUCUUGAAAACCAAGAAAAAUGACAUCAUACUCCUAGCUGUGCACUCUUGAGAAACCUGUGUUUUGAGAAGCUUUUUAAUGACCAUAAGUGCUUAGAACAUACGCUGUAGCUAAUGAUGAUAUAGUCUUGAAGAACCAUGCACUAUAUCCUCCUACUUGCAAUACAAAGGAUUUCUUCUGGUUUUUUUUUUCUUUUCUUAAAACUAUGACCCCGUUUACACCUGUUCACUUUAUGUCACUAGUAUCUGGAUUGUAUUCUUGGGCAAAUGCAUUUACGCUUAAUCAAAUGUGUCUCUGUCUCAUUUCUUUAGACUAAGGGAGGCGAACAGCUACAGUAGGCUAUGUUGACUUCGGCCUGCCUAUGCUCUCCCUACCACAAUAACUAUUUUUGGAUGAUAUAUUCCCAGACAUAAUUAAGAUAAAUAAUAUAUUGUCAGUAUAAGCCCAUUCCAUGCUACUGAUAAAUUAAUAAUAUAAAAACAUAAAAAAUAUAACAUUUUAUAGAGCACUGAGUAUUUAACUAUUAAGAAUAUUUAUUAAUUGGAAUUAAUAUAUUAAAUAAUAUAUAUAUUUUUUAAGCAAAGUUAGCAUACACUGACUGUAAUUUAAAAAAAGGGAGUAUUAGAGAGGAGUAAUGCAUAUUCGCGCCAUGAUCAAGAUCAUGUCCAUAUAUUCUAAUAUAAAUUGCUAACAUAAUUAUCAUGACAUGCCUAGCUGCUUGGGGAGAAGUUUUGUUGUAUAGGGAGGAGUUUUGAGCUGUUAAAUGCUCUUUGGAGGGAUGAUGUGUUGAAUUUGUUUCUAUUUUAAAUGUAUUUUGGGUGUGUUUAAACUUCCAAUUUAAUGUGGCUUGGCUGUGUCAUGAUACAAUCUUUUUUUUAAUACUUUAUUUUCAAAAUUUACCAAAGGCCAUUUACCCUACUCACCUCCCCAAUGAGUAGUAAUUCCCCAAACACUGGGAGGGUAAAGACUAGCACAUGCCUCCUCCGACACAUGUGAUGUCAAUCAUUGCCUCUUUUCAAUGGGUAGCCAGAGAAACGCUCUGAGGAAAGCGCAGCACCCCAGCUUCAAUACAACAGCUAACAGAAGUCUGUGCUGACCAACAUUACACUGGCUGCAAACCAGCAAUCCUCAAAUCAUAGUGACGGCGCCAGAUACAAUCCUGAUGCUCAAAGACACAUUAAGUGACCGAGUCUACGUAGAAGUAAACGGGGUGUAUGUUAUGUUAUCAGGACUUCCGAAUUAACUCAACUUGUGUCUCUUGCUUUUAACAGCACAGAUUUGCUUGACUUUGCUGUUUUAAAUGAUUUAGGGAACACUUUCUGUCUCUCACGCGAGUGAAAAGGGCAGCGUGUGUUCAGUAUGUUAUGUUCCGUGGUAAAUGACGGUAAAUGAAGGUAAAUGGGUCACCGUCUUCCUUUAGCAUGUAUGAUGGAACAGGGCGGUCAGUGACACACCACUCCACUGCUACUGUAAGCUCAGUCACAGCAUGGGUCUCCAGCUGCUCUGUUUACUACUUGUGCAUUUUGCACUUGAGUGAACAAAGUGAGGCAGAGUAAUGGAGGGAGUGUAAAUGUUAGGUGUCGGCUCCUUCCGUGUGUUACAGUCUUAAUAUAUGCUGUUAAUAUUUCCUCUAACACACUUUUAUUUCAGUUCUUGUGGGCCUAGUUAACCAUUCAGUCCCUGUCUGUUGUUGAUUCUUACUGCACUACACUGUAGGUUUAAAUGUCCAUUUCUUUAUUUAAAGCGUGUUUAUGUUAAUUUUAAUGGAUAUAUACACAUGGUCAAUUUUAGUAAAAAAAAAAAAAAAAAGGAGUAUUAAAGAAAAUAAAACGAAUGACCUAUUUUUAGAUUUGCCUAUCAAACGUGGUAUCAUAUCGACGAUGAAAUAGAAUCUGUUUAUUUUAAUAGACACAAAGAUUAUUAAUUUAUUUGACACUGAUUUUUCCUGUGUGACUUUUUAUAAAGUGUAUAUAAAUGUGCCAAAGGGUAUUUUACAAGGGAAUAGUCUGUGUUUUCCUAUAGUAUUUCUAUAUCAGCCUGUAUUCUUCUGUACCACAUAUACUGUGUCAGCACAGCUAUAGCAUCUGCAUGACGAUGAUUUGAUAAUCCGCACUUUUACUUUGUCCUCUUUUUUGUAAACAGUAUACUACCGUAGCUGCAGGAUAUGUAGGCUAAUUAUUUCUACUGGACAUGAAUUCUAAUGAACUAUUGGUUGACAAUCUUUGUGGGUGUGUUCCUUUACAGCAGAUCUCUGUUAAUUAGAGUAGCAGCCUCUCGACACAAUGGAUAGGCAUUUGAAUUGUCUGUGUGUGUGCAUUUGUUUUUUAAGGAAUGCAUCAAGCAUGCUGUGUUCUGAGACAGCUGUGGGACGCUGCCCUGAAAUACUGUGUUGUUAGGUUAGCUGUGUACGGGAAACAAACCCAGCCAAGCCCAUUCCACUGAUCUGGCUCAAGGUUAAUGCCUUCGAGAGCUCUUCUUCUGCAUCAUUGUGCCAGGUCUUCUUACAACUUCGGGAUUGAUGGAGAAGAACGGUGUGAUGUUUCAGUGUUUUAAAAAUAAAUAAAUGUUUGUUAUGUUC